This is a messenger RNA of Astyanax mexicanus (Mexican tetra), 3236 nucleotides long. It is a transcript of the gene gskip, whose product is annotated as gsk3b interacting protein. NCBI's taxonomy places the organism in Eukaryota, Metazoa, Chordata, Actinopteri, Characiformes, Acestrorhamphidae. Bases 81 to 548 code for a protein of 155 amino acids. The record is from RefSeq and is a predicted model, not a curated record. The transcript is spliced from 3 exons. Gene Ontology annotation, biological process: regulation of canonical Wnt signaling pathway. Gene Ontology annotation, cellular component: cytoplasm. Gene Ontology annotation, molecular function: protein kinase A binding; kinase regulator activity.
ACACACACACACACACACACUCACUCACUCACUCACUCACUCACUCACUCACACACAGCGCAGAAUGAGGCUGGCUGAAGAUGAACACACCCAUUUUUGCCGGCAUGAGCCGGAAGUGUACCGCUGAACUACCCCCGGAGGAGGGGAUGGAAGUGGACUGUCAGCCAGAGGAACUGUCGAGGUCCUCGUACGAAGAGCGCUGUGCUGAUCUCGGGGGAGUUAAAGACAUGAGGCUGGAGGCUGAAGCUGUGGUAAACGACGUGCUCUUCGCUGUGACGGACAUGCAUGUGUCUCAAACUCUGUCCAACGGUCUGGACGUGGCUUACAUAAACGUGGAGACCAGAGAAGGAAACCGCUACUGCCUUGAGCUCACCGAGGCGGGGUUAAGGGUGGUGGGCUACUCCUUUGAUCAGGUGGAUGAGGAUCUGAGCAACCAGUAUCAUGAGACUGUUUACUCUCUUCUGGACUCCCUCAGCCCUGGCUACAGAGAAGCCUUUGGAAACGCUCUGCUUCAUCGACUGGAAAGGCUCCAACAGAACGGACAGUGACGAAUUCAGCACCAAACCUGGAGUUUGGCUUAAGAGUAUCUGUGCUAGCUAAUGGUUACAUGCUGCAGUUCCGUACAACAGUUAGCUUAAAGCAUCAGUGGUAUCCUUUCCUAUCAGUGAGACCUUAUUGCCUGAUUUUACUUCUGUGUUUUAACACAUGAUGGUCAUAUACGUAUUAGCUGUACAUUUACUUUGAUGAUGCUUUUAUUAUGUUUUAGGGGAUGUGGUGUAAGAUAUCAAGACUAGGGUCUAGAUCAAGACUGACAUGAUUGGCCAGAAACCCUGGUCUGCAGUUAUUUCAAGUAUUAAACAUUAUUCAAUAUCACCUGAUCAGCUAAUAUUAUGUCUACUAAAUAGAUGGGCCAAAGUAUGUUACUGCUGGUUGUUCAAUUAUUUUUGACUAAAUUGGACCUAAGCAUGAUUUUACUAACAAAGAGAUUCCUUGGGUUCUUUAAUGUGAUUAUUUAGAAUUAUCUGUUAAACUGGCCUUCAGACUAGCAGCUGUCUGGAAAUGUAUUUUGAUCAAACUUUUAUUUAGAAAGAUUCAGCUUGUACAUCCAUUUCUCCAUUCAGCUGCAUUUCAUACCAUGAGAAAUUCAUGUUGGUUCAAGCUAUUUGAUUUACCUUUGUCCAUGUUUAUCAAAUAUACUUUUAAACAAAGCAAUGUUAAGAAUCACAGUUCUCUGGAACUAAAGCAGGAGAUGUUGGAAAUGUUUGUUUGAAUUUUACUGAGUAUGGCAGUACAAUGACAUGUCUAUUAUUUCACCACUUUUAUAUAAUAUACUUUUGAUUGGCGUUUUGAUAUAUUUGUAGAUUUUCUUUCAACCAUUACAAAUUAGACUCAGUUUCUUCUGUAUUCCCUUUGUAGAACAAUCUUUUAUGGAGACAGGCUUUUAACCUGCACACAGACCUUUGCGCUGAACUAUGUGUUCUGUAUGUUGCACAGAGUCACACUUAAGGGAAGAGAGUAGCCAUUAACUGUGAUGUUCACAAGGGCUACUGAAACAUACACAUGGUUACAUUCCAUAUUUUCUUUUCUUUAAAGUUUGAGCUUUAUAUAAGGGGGAGAAAAACGAACAUGACAUUUGGUGUAAAUGCAUAAACAUGAAAGGAUUUUCCUUGUGUUUUUAUGAGCUUGUUGAAAUUCAACCUGCAUUUGUAACAGUUUCGUAUUGCAUACAGCUUUUGAGGCAGAUGAUAAUGUGCUGUUUUGUCUGCAUAAGACCGGUCAACUGACUGACACUCAGCAUCUCUGCAAAUCCUCACGAAACCAAAUAAACCCAUCUGGGACAUGCCUCUAAUUAUUUUAGGGAGUUUGUUCAGAAACCCUGGAUGAGAAUAGUGGUAAUGACAAGUUAUGUUGUCUUUUGAAUGGUUGCUUACUAAUGUUUCCAUUUAAUAAAAGCACACAUAAUUAUUUUUUCCUUUUGUCAUGUUCUGGAUCCAUUUUCAUGCCUUAGAAACAUACCUGUAGCCCUGAACUUAAGAUGCAUCUAACCAGCCACUGCCCCAACACUAGAUUCCUAAAUGUGAUUUCACCUAUACCACAUUUGCAAAACAGUGCAGUGUAGAUCACAGCGUGGAGGGACAUACACUGACUUUAUUGGUUUGUGUCAUGGGUAAAAUCUCAUGUAACCCAUUUGCUUUACUGAGAUUUAUAAGUGAUGAACUUUAGCACAACAUUAUAUGUUUAUAUGGGUCAAAGUUGAACACUAAUGUAUGAAUCUUUAUUACACAGACUCACUUUUAAAAGGAAGUAUUGUAAUAUUUUUCCACCCUUGGUGUGAUUUGUGUAGGCAGUUGUGAUUACAAUAAUUGCACAUGGACUGCACAAGACCCACGAGGAGAUGAGCUUGGUUUGUCCCUAACUCUGGUGAGGUUUGCUUGUGUUGUGAACAUGAUCUGACAUCAAUCUGACCCAACUAUCAGGUGGACUUCAUAAGUUGGAGUCAAAAAUACAUCCUGAGGAUGCAGUUUAAUAUGGUAUAUCGUCCAGAUAAUUACUACAGCUAUGAACAAAUGCAAUCUCUGUUGCUUCAUGUAAAACAUGAAAAAAAAUCUAGUGCAGAACAUCACAUUCUUCCAGUAUUUAUUUUCUUUCCGCAGGCAGAGAAAUAUUACCAAUAAGCAGAGAGAACAUUUUUUCAGAAACAAGAGGAAAAAGUUGACAUGCAGGUUAAGUGAGUCAGAGCAGAACAAAUGAAAAGGUGUGCAAAUAACCUAGUAAUUCAUUUUAAUUUACCUUUAUUAGGACAAUCAAAAGCAUCUGCACUUAAUCAUAAUAAUCUUUUACCUAAAUAAUGUCCAUACUGUAUAUCCGAAGCACCAGAAUCAAGUGGAUUUAAAAUACUUCAUCCUCGAAUGCUUUAAAAAAAAAAAAAAAAGUCUGGACUUUAACCCCUACCAGAGCCCAAGAGAACACACAGAGCUGGCUGAAUUUUGAUUACUUAAAAGUUUUUUAUUUCAGAUCAUUUCAGGUACAGUGUUUAAAAUAUGAAUCUUUACAUGAGAUGCAGUUUUAAGAAAAUUAAAAGUUAAGCAUUAAAUCGAUGUAUAUAUUAUAAAAGUUUAGAAAACCGAUGACCACAAUCUGGCCACACAGCAGCCAAUGAAAGGUGGUUAUAAUCAACACUGAACAUGACACCAAGUCACAGUAUCUCACUCAGAUGAUCACAGAUACCUUUUUUU